This is a messenger RNA of Hibiscus syriacus, 894 nucleotides long. RefSeq lists its product as uncharacterized. Bases 1 to 894 code for a protein of 297 amino acids. The record is from RefSeq and is a predicted model, not a curated record. The transcript has 2 exons. Lineage: Eukaryota; Viridiplantae; Streptophyta; Magnoliopsida; Malvales; Malvaceae.
AUGGUUGAGCCAUUGAAUGAUAGUUUCAACAAUGGGGCAAAUCCCUAUUACUUGCAUCAGUCUGACAAUCCUGACAUGAUAUUGAUGAGUCAGUUGCUUUCCAAUGAUAAUUUUCAUAGCUGGAAAAGGUCAAUGAUGCUUGCCUUAUCUACCAAGAACAAGCUUGGAUUUGUUGAUGGUUCAAUUCAAGCUCCUGAUCCUUCUAUGGUAAACCAGUUCAACGCCUGUACAAGAGCCAAUAAUUUGGUCAAUUCUUGGCUUAUCAAUUCAGUCUCCAAAGACAUUGCUACAAGUUUGCUGUAUCACACAACUGCUGCUGAGAUAUGGAAAGAUUUGGUUGAUCGUUUCCAGCAGGCAAAUGGACCACGUUUAUUUCACUUAAAGAAACGUUUAUGCGAGCUCGUGCAAGAUAAAUUGUCUUUAUGCAGUUGCCUCCAAUGUAAUUGUGGAGGACUGCAACACAUGAUUGCUAAACAACAACAAGAACAAGUAAUUCAAUUCUUAAUGGGGUUAAAUGAGUCUUAUGCUCAUAUAAGGGGACAAAUUCUUUUAAUGGAUCCCCUUCCUCCCAUUUCAAAAGUUUUCUCUUUGAUUGUUCAAGAAGAGAAUCAACGAAAUAUACAAUCUUCUCAUCCUAUUUCCGAGCCAACCUUUGCUGUUAAGUCUCAUCCUGGCACUAAUACUCGCAAAAAUAGACCCUUGUGCAUCCAUUGUAACAUUCUUGGCCAUACAAAAGACAGGUGUUACAAACUGAUCGGUUAUCCACCUGGUUACAAUUCCAAGAAUUGGUCCCCUUCGACUUCUUCACGUGGUAAGAGUUCUCAAGCCAUUCAUACCAACUCUGUUGUAUCUCAGCAAAGCUCUCCUGCUGUCACUGAAGCCUUUACUCCUUAG